Panonychus citri (citrus red mite) is the source of this 5529-nucleotide messenger RNA. RefSeq names its product nitric oxide synthase, salivary gland-like (gene Nos). The coding region runs from base 430 to 4809 and encodes 1459 amino acids. Gene Ontology annotation, molecular function: FMN binding; NADP binding; nitric-oxide synthase activity. The record is from RefSeq and is a predicted model, not a curated record. Gene Ontology annotation, biological process: nitric oxide biosynthetic process. The transcript has 13 exons. Lineage: Eukaryota; Metazoa; Arthropoda; Arachnida; Trombidiformes; Tetranychidae.
AAUUGCUUUAAGAGUGAGUGUUGGGCACUUUUUUUACUGUUAUAUGUGCUUUCCUUGCGAAGAUUGGAUUCAUUGGAGAAAAUUUUUUUCCAAACUCUCAAACAAGAAAAGUUCUGAGUUCUCAUUAUUUCGUCCACCCUGUUUUUACCUUCAUCCACACUCUCUGUGUGUAUCUAUCUGUCUUUCUCUCUCUCUUUCUCUUUCUUUCCUUCCAUUCAUUUCAUUCCUGUGGGUUCUCAGGUUCAGUGUUUUGUGUGUAUGUGAAUAUAUCCAUUGAUUAGGAACAUGAAGUUCUGAACUUAUUUCCUUCAUCUCAGAAUCAAUUGAUUCUUAUUUUUAGUGUUAUUUGUUUUUCCACCAAAAAUCAAAAAACUAUUUCUCAUUUUUUUUUCUUCUUCUUCUGAACAAUUAAUCAAUCACCAAAUCAUCAUGAAUAAUAAAAGUAAACCCUACAAGUUGAACAAUGUCUCAACUGGAUCAUCAAGUGUUGAUACACUUUACCAAACGGCGAUUGAGAGUGUCCACUGUGAACCCAAACUAUGUACUGGUUCAUUGAUGAGACACAAAUUAACUUCAUCCUCAUCUUCAUCUUGUCCUCUCUCUAAUUCAUCAUCAUCAUCAUCAACAACAACAGCAACAACAAUUAAACACCGACGAACCGAUGAUGAGCUACUUUGUCAUGCGAAAAAUUUUCUCGAUCAAUAUUAUACAUCAAUUAAACGUCAUAACUCACCCGCUCACAUUGAGAGAUGGACACAGGUCAGUUCAUCGAUAGCCAAACAUGGCACCUAUCAGUUGAAAGAGACCGAACUCAUCUUCGGUGCCAAAUUGGCCUGGAGAAACGCUUCAAGGUGUAUCGGUCGAAUCCAAUGGUCAAAACUACAGGUUUUCGAUGUUCGAACUGCAACAACGGCCAAGGAAAUGUUCGAUGCAAUUUGUAAUCACAUUAAAUACGCAACCAAUAAAGGAAAUUUAAGAUCAGCGAUUACGAUCUUUCCACAACGAACAAGAGAUGCUCCUGAUUUCAGAAUUUGGAAUCAACAAUUAAUUUCGUACGCUGGUUAUCAUGAUCCCGAUAGACCUGGACACAUAAUUGGAGAUCCGAUUAACGUUGAAUUUACUCAGCUUUGUAUUAAUCUCGGCUGGAAACCACCACGAACUAAUUGGGACAUUUUGCCGAUCGUUGUUUCGGCCUCAGGCCAAGAUCCACAGUUAUUCGUUAUCCCGGAAGAACUCGUACUUCGAGUGCCAUUGGAACAUCCUAAUUUCAAAUGGUUUGCUGACCUUCAACUUCAAUGGUAUUCAGUUCCUGCCCAGUCCAAUAUGCUAUUUGAUGUUGGUGGUAUUGAAUUUCCUGCUGCCCCAUUUUCAGGCUGGUACAUGGUAACUGAAAUUGCAUGUAGGGAUUUAUGUGAUCCUAAUAGAUACAAUAUACUUAAGACGGUUGCUGAUAAAAUGGGACUAGAUACCCGAUCCAAUAUGACCUUAUGGAAAGACGCUGCUCUCGUUGAGGUUAAUCGAGCGGUAAUUGAUUCAUUUCAUAAACUUGGAGUGACCAUUGUUGACCAUCAUACUGCCGCUGAAUCAUUCAUGAAACACCUUGAAAAUGAACAAAGACUUCGAGGUGGAUGUCCAGCUGAUUGGGUGUGGAUAGUACCACCCACAGGCGGAAGUUUAACUCCAGUUUUCCACCAGGAAAUGUUGGAUUAUCGUUUAAAACCAAGCUUUGAAUAUCAGGAACCAGCAUGGAGAUUACAUUCUUGGAAUAUCUCACCGAAUGGUGAAAAAUCGAUGAUUCAAGGUCGAAAGAAAAAGUUCAAAGAAAUCGCUCGAGCAGUCAAGUUCACUUCUAAUCUGUUCGGCAAAGCUUUGUCCAAGCGGGUCAAGGCCACAAUACUUUAUGCAACGGAAACGGGAAGAUCCGAAGAAUAUGCUAAAAGAUUGGAGCAAAUAUUUUCCUUUGCAUUCAAUGUAACGGUCAUGCCAAUGGAUUCUUAUGAUAUUUUCCAAUUGGAACAUGAAACCCUCCUUCUAACUGUUACCUCCACUUUCGGUAAUGGUGAUCCACCCGAAAAUGGUGAAUCUUUUGCACGACAAUUACAAGCAAUUAAGGUUACCGGAGAUACUACUCCUGAUAUAGAAAGUGUCAGUAUACAUAAUGGAAACUCAUUGGAAUUGGAGAAGCUUAAAUUGGAAUCUGAUGUAACAUCAAAGAUAAUACUUGAAGAUGGUAAACUCCUUAAGGAAAGUGAUUUCAAGAAAACGGAAAUCACCAAAAGUGAAAGUUCAUUACAAUCCAAUGGUCACUUCACCUCCUACCAAGCGUAUAAACAAUUCUGCCGGAGUAAAAGACGAAGGUUUGCUGUUUUCGGUCUUGGGUCAUCAGCUUAUCCAAAUUUUUGUGCUUUCGCCAAGUAUCUUGAUAAUAUGUUGGGUGAAUUAGGUGGUGAGAGGAUAUUUAAACUGGUCACUGGUGAUGAAUUAUGUGGUCAAGAGCAAUCAUUUAAUCAAUGGUCAAAAGAUGUUUUCGCUGAGGCUUGUAAUGUUUUCUGUUUAUCUGAUGAGAUAAACAUGAAUGAUGUUAUGAAAACGGCAACACUUAAACCUAAAACAUGGUCAGUCCAAAGUGUUAAACUGGUGCCUUUAACUGUUACCCCAAAUGGCCCUAAAUCAUUAACUGAUACAUCUAAAGCUCUUGCCAAAAGCUCUAAUCGAAAGGUGAUUCCCUUCCGUUUGGUCUCAACGGUUGCUCUUCAUAAAGGAGGUGAUAAACAACGACAAACAAUAAGAGUUAUUCUUGAAUUGGAUAAACAAUAUCAGUCGAAAUUGUUAGCGGAUCAAUCAUCAUCAGUGUCAUCAUCUUCUUCUACAUCAUCACAAACAGUAACAACAACAACAAUCGGACAGCAACAAAAUGGUCACAUAACGAUUAAACCGCCAAAGAAUAAGCAACAAGAAUCAACCAGCGAUUUCUCAUUAGCUUAUUCUCCUGGUGAUCAUUUGGGUAUUUUUCCAGAAAAUUCACCAACCCUGGUUAAAGGGAUUCGAUCACGUUUGAAUAAGAUUGACUUUACCACAGUCUAUCAAAUUAUGGUUCGUAAAUCGGGCGAUGAUAAUUCCAGUGGUUCCAAUGAUGAAUAUGCUCCACAUGAAAAGUUACCUUGUUGUUCAAUGGAAGAAGCUUUAACCCGUUACCUUGACAUUACCACACCUCCAACUCAACAAUUAUUAAGUUUAUUAACUGCUUUUUGUAAGGACAAUGGUCAGAAAAGUUUAAUGGAGAAACUGGCAAAUGAUAGUGAACGUUAUGAGGAAUGGAAAGCUCAUCAAUAUCCAAAUUUAUUGGAACUUUUAACUCAAUUUGAUUCACUUGAUCCUCCACCGGAAAUCAUCUUAACCCAACUUCCUAUUCUUCAACCUCGAUUCUAUUCAAUCUCAUCUUCCAAUAAAUAUUACACUUGGACAUCAUCGAAAUCAUCAUCGUCAUCAUCAUCAUCACUUCCCACGAAAACAACAAUAACAUCGAGUAACAACAUUAAUAACAAUCUAAUCAACAGCAAUAAUAUUUCAUCAUCUUCUUCAUCUUCUUCUACCGGUACUUUAACUGUACAAAAUUCUGUAUCAACCAAUGGUCACUCUCCAAUUUCAUCAGCUGAAAAUUCAUCUUCAUCAUUUCUCAUUGAUCCUUCAUCUGUUGUUGAUAUAACCGGAAGCCCUCGAAGACCGGGAACCCUUUAUAAAGAUUCAACUCUAAGUCUGUUUAGUUUGUUUUCCAAAUUUACUGGAUUUGAGACAAGUAAUCACAAUAAUACCUCAAGCAAUCAACAUCAUCACCAUCAGAAUCAAUCUGCAAUUAAUAAUACAACCAAUUAUCUUAAUAAUUACAAUAACAAUUCAUCUUCCAAGAGUAACAAUAAUAUUAUCAACAACAACAAUAAUAACAAUAACAAUAAUAAUAAUAAUAAUAAUAAGGAAAAGUCAAUUGACUUUAAUAAUAAGCAAAUUAUUACCAAAACCAAUCAAGUAAUCGGAUCAAUUAAUGAAAAAACAACGAGCACAACAAUUAACACAAUUGGAACCAAUGUUAACCAUAGUGAUGAAGGUGAAACAAUUAGGAUUGAUUUAACUGUUGCCGUUGUUAGUUAUACAACCGGAUCAGGAGCCCAACAUUAUGGGGUUUGCUCAAAUUUCUUGGCCAAUAUUAAAGAUGGACACCAAGUAUAUGGGUUCUUAAGAAGUGCACCAAAUUUCCGUAUGCCUGAUGACCACUCGGCGCCCAUAAUUAUGGUCGGACCGGGAACGGGAAUCGCUCCAUUCCGAGCAUUUUGGCUUGAAAGAUAUGCCGAUGGAUUAACUAAUCCCUCGCUUAAAAGUUCAUUCGGUAAAAUGUCCCUUUACUUUGGUUGUCGUUUACCUUUUAUGGAGCUUUACUCAGAUGAAACUCGAACCAUGAUGCAUGAGAAAAUUUUGUCCACCGUUAAAGUGGCCUAUUCCAGGGUAGCUGGACAACCCAAGCGAUAUGUUCAAGAUGAACUUCGCUCAUCGGCAAAAGAGGUACUACAUCAGCUGAUGAAGGAGAAAGGUCACCUUUAUGUUUGCGGCGAUGUCUCCAUGGCCGAAGGUGUCUCACAAACUUUACGCACCCUCCUCUCCGAAGCGGGUUACGAGGAUCCCGACGGUGUUAUUAUGUACCUUCGGUCAGAUAAUCGUUAUCAUGAAGAUAUUUUUGGUAUUACCCUGCGAACUGAUGAAGUCCGUCGGAAAGGUCGUGAUAAUGCUUUAAAUAGGAAAAGUGCUUCAACCGUUUGAUCCAAAUUCAAUUAAUAUUCAAACAAAACGAUUAAUCAACAAUCAAGAAAAAUCAAAAAAUCGCAAAUGAAAUCCAAUUUCCCAUAAGAGAAAAAUUGUCAAUUUCCAAAUGAUUGUUUCAGAAAAAUUUUAUCAUUCUAUUUACAAUUAUUACCAAAUUUUAAUCACUAUUAAUUACACAAUUUAAUCCUGUUAAUUGUUACCCACCACCCACAAAUCAUUAUUAUUGAGAAACUUUAAUUAUAUCCAAUGGAUUGGUAAUUAAACACAAUCAACUUAAAAAAAAGACAAUUGUUUCAUCUUCAUCAUCACCAUUGCCAUCAAUUUAUCAACAAUUUAAAUGCUUUUAAUUGGUUGAUUGUAAAAUGUUAAAUUUACUUUUAAAUUGUUAACUGUUGUUAAUUAAUUAUCAUCAACUAAUGCACAUAACAAAGUUAUUGGACAACCAACAAAAAAACCAAUUUAUCAACUUUAACCCUUAUUAAUUGUUAUAAUUAUCUUAAUUUUAACUAUUAUAACAAUCAAUCAUACAUUUAAUUCAAUUUGCCAUUUUAAUUAUAAAUUGAUUCCUUAAUCAUCACACAAACAAUCAGUUAAUUGUUCAUUUUUCUUAUAUCAAACUUGUUUCCAAAACAAACUUAUUAUUACAAUCACUUUCUUUUGUUUCUGAUUCAUGUUAAUUGCUGCAAACAUUGAAACAAUUAAAAUGUCAAACGUUAA